This is a messenger RNA of Pseudonaja textilis, 3048 nucleotides long. The record is from RefSeq and is a predicted model, not a curated record. NCBI's taxonomy places the organism in Eukaryota, Metazoa, Chordata, Lepidosauria, Squamata, Elapidae.
CCCCGGCGGCUUAUGGUGGCUGCUGUGCUGCAGGCAAGGCUUCACCUUGCUGCGACGUGACUACUGUGAAGCGAGCAAGGGGGUAGCCAGUGAAGAAGUUGAAGAAUCAUUUGAAUUACGCAGGCAAGGCGAUGAGUGUCUUUUCCACUCAUGAUAAUAAAGACAUUUACAUCAUGCCUGUUUUCAGAAGUGCAUCUUUCUAUUCGUCCUCAGUCUUUUUUCCCCUACUUUCCCUCCCUAUAUGUUCAUGUAACUGUCAAUAGCAAAGCAUGCCAUUCUUUCUCAUCUAGAAUGAAAAUAUUAAAAAUCAGUUAGAUGGCAUUAACAAUUACAAGCUCGGUGGUGUCUCAGUGUUCUGGGGAACUGGAACGUAAGAAUUGUGGUUGGGAAACAUGAAAAGCACUAUGUAACUGCAAAAGGUUUCAAGCAAGAACAUCAUAUUAGAGUAUAAAAUGUUUUAUAGUCCUUGCUAAGCGCCUCAGACAUAAUUUAAACCAUAUUUUGGAGUUGAUAAUCCAGCCAUAUCUGCAAGCCAGAACACAAUUUUUAGAAGUGAAUUAUGAAGGGAAAAUUAAUUUUUGCAAUUGUUUCCUAGAUACUUUUAUUUUUUUCAGUUCUGAUGUUGCUUAAUCUUUCCGUGCUCUGUUGAUGGUUGCUAGUCUCCCUGCCUUAGAGGAUCAUGAUGAUCUAUGCCAACUUGGGCCAAGUUACAACAGGUGUUAAAAUGCCACAGGACAGUUGGUGUCCCGUCCAUUACUCAAUACCUGUUGCAGUAGCUCCCUACUUUUUGCUAUUCAGUUUGACUUUAUAUAUAGUCUCUCCCUCCCCUCCUCUUGUUCUCUCUCUCAUUCUCUCUCUCUCUCUCUCUUCCUUCCUCCCCUCCCUGCAGCUUAGAUUUUUAUUUGGGGCACCUUUGUGGGGACUACAAAGUUUUAGAUCCUACAAUUCCACCAAACUCACACAACUGCAUCUCAAACUUGCUUACAUUUUUUGCCAACGUUAGGGGAUUUGCAUGAAUUAGGUACGUGAGACUAUAGUUUCCUGUCUUCUGUUAGGACUUGUCUGCUCCUUCACCUUCUCCCCUUGCAGGGGAAGGGAGCUUUAGCUACAAUAGGACUUUUUUUUUUUUUUUUUUUUUGCUGUAUCUUACCCAACAGAGUGCUUGUGCAAUUCUGAAGGGACUGCAGCCCAACACCGAGGUCGGCUGAGGAUACAGGAACUUGUUCAGCUGCUGCAGCUUGCAGGAUGUGAGAAGGUUGAUCAGCCAGACUCUGGCUUGGGAGGGGCAAUAGUGCAGACUAGGCAGCCUGAGAAAGCAGCAAAUUAAUAAUUUACUUCCUUGAAGGGUUGGGAGGCAUCCUGCCUGUAUGAAUAUUAUUUAUGCAUUCCUAUUUUCUGUUUAAAUAGCCUCUUACUUUUGAAUAUAUAAAUUUUGAAAUUGCAAGGUAACAUAUUAUCUAUCUUUGAAUUCUAAUUUCUAACUCUUCCAGAGUGCCUUCUGCCCUCAUUCUCCUUAAAUCUAACUCUCAUGCCUUUUUAUGUUCAAUUCUGAAUGAAUCCUGAUGACAUUCCUCUUCUUUCUCUUUCUCUCUCUAUUCACCCCAUUUCUCCCAGGACUCUUCCUUACAAGUGAACCUCACUCAACCCAGUCGUGCUAGCAGUUGUUCUGAAAGGUCUUUGCCAGUGACUGAAGAGACAUACAGUCUUAUCACAGAGAACUGUGGAAGGAUGCAACAUGAACCUGAUGCUAUUCUGAAAGGCUGGUUGCAGAGAGAGGUCCGAGGAGGUAUUAAAAAGCCCUGGUUGCGUCCUCGCAAAUACUGGUUUGUGUUAACAGAGGAUUCCCUAGACUACUAUAGUGGGUGUGAAGUGACCGCCCAGCGGCUUGGAUCCCUUGUUCUCACCAGCCUCUGCUCUGUGCUGUGGCCUGACAAGCAAACCUAUAAGGAGACAGGCUAUUGGGCAGUGACAGUUUUUGGCAGAAAGCACUGCUACCGACUCUAUACAGAACACUUAAAUGAAGCUGUACACUGGGUUUGUGCUUUGCAGAAGGUUAUCAUCAGCAAGGCCCCUUUGCAGACCCCCACACAGCUGCUCAUGCAUGACAUUGAGGAGAACCACAACAGCCCAGAAAUCUUGGAUCAAAUUUAUCGCAAUAAUCCCAUCCUACGUUAUACAGCUGGUCCAAUUUAUGCACCUCUUCUGCCCUUCCCUUAUGCAGCUCAGGGUGGCCAAGGUUAUGCAGGACUUCGUGACGAAGCUGUCAAACUCUUCCAUUCACUACAACAGCUUGAAGAAUUGCAAGAUCCAAUCCUUCUCAUGCAGGGAGUGCUGCAAACUUGCCAUGACCUUCCAGCCCUGGUGGAUGAAAUAUUCUGCCAACUGGUGAAACAGACAACAGAGCCACCUAUUCCAGGGGCACCCACAGAUUUGCGCUAUUGGCAGCUGCUUGUGUGCAUGAGCUAUACUUUUAUACCUUCUGUGCCUAUACUCUGCUAUUUGCAUCUGCAUCUGCAGCGGAUGGAGAAACUGUUCCCAAGAUCAGCAGUGACCCACUAUGGACAUUUAAUCACACAAGCCCUGCACAAAAGCAAAGGACGGGAGUGUGUGCCCUCUUUGGAUGAGAUUGCAACACUAAUAGAAAGCCCGGAAAUCCCACACUCCACACAUUGUCCUGGUACUACCACCUGUUAUGUGGCCAUCACAUCUAAUGUUACAGCCCAGAAGCCUUAUCCCAGAUGUCUCAAGAACUGGUGUUGCAUUUGGGUGUGACCUGUAUCCCCAAUUCACUUAUCUUCCACAUGGAGAAUUGGCAGUAUAAGCAACCCUGUUCAAAGAAUGUAUUAAAUAGUUUUAUCAGGAUCUUUUUUGUUAGGGCAUUGUCUGUUGGACUUUGGAUCUUCUUUGGCCAAACAAUAAGAAGAGAAGCAAGAACAUCUUCCCAGUGGUACCCUGAAAGCUAUUUUUCUGACAUGUGCCAUCAUGAACAUCAUGAAAUGAAGUAUGGGACAACUGAAGGUCAUGGAAGCCACUUUGAACAAGUCUGGA